AUGCUCCUUACCAGAGAUAGCGAGAAUGCCUGGUACCUUAACGAUGACAGUGAGAGUUUGCCUCGCUUCCGCGCAGCAAGGGAUUAUCUGACUAGCCAGAAAUCCGCUUGGACGCCUUCUGCUGUCCUGUUUGGAAAUUUUUCCCCGCCGUCAGCUCUAACCGCAGAAGACCACCAUCGUUCCGAGACCCCCCUCCGAUUCACAGCAGCAAAUCCUGUUCAUUACUCGGAACGUUACCUUUCGAAACGACGACAUGGCGCAGAAAACGUAAACAUACAUGGAUGGAAAACACGACUCCCUGAUGUCGUAGGACCGCCUGCCAUUGCUGUAUCCAGCGCUUGGGAGUCCUUUGGCAGUGACAGCUGCAGUAGCUUAGCAAGCUCUCCUCUUCCGCUUAAUUCAGAAAAAGGUAGCACAUUAAGAUUGGCGGUGACCACGAAAUCGGCCAGUAACAGGCCAGAGCCAGUGUUUACCGUUGGGAGCGAAAGCUCCGAUGCAGGUGAUGAUGCGAGGAGGGUCGCAGGCGGAAUAUCCCUCGACGGUUCAGAGGAAGAUGGCUUUUGUUUUUCGAACGUUUCUGAUACGAUCGACAAGCUUAUCAACGAUUCUCUACACAGACACUGCAAGGACGGGCCUCCAGAUGCAGAAAGCAAAUCCUCAGUUUACAAUCUAGAGGAGUCGAAGAAUAUCGGAAAUUUCCGGCAAGGUCCGCCGUAUGCGACUUCAGAGGGAUGGGCUGCAGCGGCAGCGGCAGCGGCUUUUGCCGCUGCCUCCAUAAGCCACAGGAAAGACUUACAAGUGGGGCUCCUCGAGAGCGGCACGAAAACUGACUUGAAAACAGGCAUUACACUGGAGCCAGAAGAGGUUGACGCCUUCAUUCGGGCUAAAUGUAAGACCGAAGAAGUGGCUGCACGCAUUAGAAAGAAAGUCACAGCAGCGCGAGAAGCUCGGACAGUAUUGGGGUACUCGCCGCAGCCACGUUUGUCACACGUAAAAUUGUCGACGAGGGUUCCCGUCGCAGCCCCUUCUCUCAGAGUUAACAGAAAGCAUGGGUGCACGCAUUCCCACCUCCCUCCCAAAACUGAAAUUCCUUCUCGUCAAAAUCCUAGAGCAUACGAUAUAACAACUAGCACAAUCUCCAGCUCAAGUAACCGAACCAAAGGCGCUAAGGUGCAACCCAAGACCAAGAGUCUCCAUUUGCCAGCGCGAAGAAAAACAAAAGAGAUAUCAGUGGAACAGAUAGCCGCUGAGAACUUCCUCGCAGUGGGAGUAAGGCUGCAGCCAGAAAAUUCAAAGCGACUGCAUACGUCCACAGAAAGUGUCGCCAAAAACUGUCGAAGAACGGACUCUGACCUCCUUUCCCGUAGUAUUGCAGGCGUCAACCCCAGACCACGGUGUGACAGCGAUACGUUUCACCGCUCCGUGGAAACAUCUGUUGCCCCAGCGCCCAUUGUUGUUUCUGAGGUAACGCACGUAGUGAGCAACAACGGAACGUUCAGGCGGUCUCCCCCCAUCGCUGAAAUGAUACCAUACGAAAAGCCUCUAGUGCAAGCGCUGACGGGAAUUGGGGACUCGAGGAGCCCUAUGAAAGCACAACAUUCUGUAUAUAUUCGUCCCUCUCAAGAUAGUCUGACGAAAAGGAGAAGAGAUUCGAAAGCCUAUCCUGCAUCUGCCCCCAUUUCUCCCAUUUCAGAUGUUGCAAGAGGCAAUAGGGUUGCACCAGCAGACGGGAAAUCAUCUGGAAUAUCAACAGAUGCAACCGCAACGGCGCUAACAGCUACAACACAAUUAGCAGUUCGAGUUAAAGAGGGGCUUCCUCAAGUGUGCGCAGUAUCAACUGGAAGCCAGCGAGUGGGUAAGUUGAAGAGUCAUACAACUGUCCCACUGUACGCUUCUCGUCCAACUAACAACGAAUCUGCCGAAGCUUCCACGAAACUGCCACAGACAGCAGCUGCCAACAAGCCAUCCGUGCCUAGUCUGCAACCUGCGGCUCUAAGGCAUCUCGCUCGAGUCAUGUGGAAAGCUGUCAGCAAAGCUUUUGCAAGAGAGCUGCGCAAUAGUGCAUUUGCAUUUUUUCGAAGCUGCUUCAACGGAAAAUCUCCCAAAUCACCUCCAUCGCUAGACAGUGUAGCUCCUGGAACCGCUGCUGCUCCGGCGGUGACAACGCCGCCCAGUUCGCAGAAUCCUCAGUCUGCCCAUGGAAUGGCGACGGAUGAAUGCGAGCAGAAUAGCUCUGGCUUGUAUAACUGCUUUCAAGCUGAGGAAAGCUGUGAGCCCCCUGCUAGCAUGGUACGAUUGUUUUACAUAAGCACGCAUUGCGGAAGCAAGUGUACCACGGGGGCUCUACAAACCCAUGAGGUUUCCAGCGGCGAACAGCCGGUCAUCCCCAGCUUAGUUCAUCCCAACGAUAUUAGCGCGCGUCCUACUUCCGACACUGAUGAUGGUGCGGCAAGUGUCGCCUCUGCUGCCAACUCAUCAGCUUCUCGCGUUGAAUAUCAAGAAAACCGGGAGCUGCCGCUAACAGCAGAUGAACCAGAAGACGAAAAUGUAGCUUCUGGCGUUGACGCUACUCAUGCUUCUCAGCCAGUUCCAGCGUGCUCAAAGGCUCCUAUUCCCAUAUAUUGUGAAAACGUGCCGGACAUAGCGGAUAAGACGCUAACUGAAACAGUGGCUGUACAACUGGGCGCUACAGAAUUUUUUUCGCAGACGAGCAAGGUUCAGCAGCAGCAUGGGUACCUGCUCCAGCCUCUACUCUACACGUCAAGGCGUAAGCCUCCUAUGGAAGCAGCAACUAAACUAGGAACCCCAACACUCUCUUGCGGCAGUGCCACCUGUAGACGACUCCCGGAAAUGCUGGACCAACAUAAGUUGCACGAGCCCAGAAAGUCAAAGGAGCAGGACAACCAAAUCCAGGAGCCACGGCCUGGAGAACAUUUGGGGGAAGCCGAGCGCCGGGAACAGGGGAAUGAACUAACAGAGUGGCCGGCUACACUGGUUCACGAAGACACAGGAUUUUUUUCUUGCCCAGCCACACCACAGCGGACGGCGGUUUUGAGGCUCGAGCACCGUGCUUGCGAUAUCGAAGGGCAGAUGGUCUACCACGAAGUAAUGGCUUCGCCGAAUCGCCAGAUUUCACGGCAACUAACAGCCUUAACACCAAGAACGUUAUCUGGGCAUGAAUCACACAGGAAAUCGCAGCGACAAUCAUUCCCAGAGCGCGUUCUUUCAUCGCACCGUUUUCCUUGUGCGCCCAGGUUACAGCAGCGCGUUUCCCAGACGCUAUCCUCAGCAUGCCCGUCACGGGGUCACAGUUUGAAUCAAUCUGAAUUGCUCGAUGUAAACGGGCUAGAAAAACGACGCAACUCUCUAGAGCAGCUAGCAACAACAUCGACACGCGAAACUGCAAUACCACUGGGCCAAAAAAAUGAUUUGGUGGAGGAAUAUGUCAGCAACUCGAUGCUCUCUACUUUGGCCUCCCCAGAAGGCAUCAGGUCACAGCAGAUCAGCGAUAACCGAGAGGAAAAGCUAGUCUCAUGCGCAGAGGGCAUUCGCCUCAUAAGCGAUCGCGAAAGUGUGGCGGACAAGCUCAGACAGCAGCUUGCCGCCGAGAGGCAGUCGUUCAGCUAUCAGUUCAGGCUGCUCGACACCAGCAGGACAGAAGCGGAAGCGCGCAGUAUUCCACUUGUGCAACAUCCAACUCAAGAGAGGCCAGUAGAAGCACACCAUGAUCGACUCCCAAAGCAGGAGAAGCUGCACUACGAAGAACCUGCGCCUGAAACGCCUAUGAUGACCAAGAAGUCUAGGGAUGGGCAGACGAGAAAACAACAGGAAGACAAAACACAUGAAGAGAAGCAGGAAGGUUUUGCAUAUGAAGGGAGUCUAGGAUCAAAUGUACCGUUGGCGGAGCAUGCCGGCACUGCUUGGACGCCUCAACAAAGGCGGUCUGCUAUUCCUUCGUGUCCGCACACGCAAGCGCAAAGCGCUCAACACCAGGAGCUGGAGCACCAAGCAGGGCAAACCUCAUUCGUCGUUCAUCAGGUUCUCCGGGGACUCGUAGACCGGAUGGAAUAUUUUAAGCAGAAUUUUGCUUCCGCUCAGCAUUUGCAAAGCUUCCAUGUAACAAACCUAGAGAGUCAGCACCGCCCAUUGAAUGUAGAACAACUCUCCAGGGUGCCAAAGACAUCUCGAAAUGCUGAAAGCCAUAAUGAAGGUCAUUCAAGUAAUUUGUUGCCCAUGAGUUGCCAACAUCAGAAUCAGCUUCGUGGGGGAGAAUCUACUCAGCUCUGCAUCGUGGGGAAAUCGAUGGCGAACGAUAUGAAGCACAGCUCAACCGUCCUCUCAUUCCCUACAAUAAAUGACAUUUCAACCAGCUCACUCCACUGGAGGAACCAACAUAAGCUGGCUCCAGAGGAUAAGAAGCUGCGGGAGGACUCAGGAGAGGCAGUGAUUGUUGCGCAGAAGUUGAUUCCCGAAAACCGUCAUGCUGCGGUGAAAAAACGGGACAUAACUGUCGAAAAGCCGGUGCUUCCACAGAGCAAAAAAUCUGCAGGCAUUGCGAACAAACAACUCCAAGCAGUAAGAGCCUUUGUAGAAGCGCCAACAACUGCAAGAAGCCAGAUUCCAGAAGACAAUGAAGAUCAGGGUGCUGCAAGACACGCUCCGCUUGGACUGCGGGGACGGCGAUUGCGCCAUGCACAGUUAAUGUCAAAGGAGCCAUCGACUCUUGGCCGCGGCAGAUUUACCCCUUUUGGCAGACACGUGGGUGCACAGCUGUCUACAGGAAAGGCGAAAAAGGAUUACACUUAUACGAACUCUCCCUUAGCAUCCCCCGCGAUAUCAAGAGUUGAAGCAGUCCGUGCCAGGCGCAAAUAUAACGCGCUUGGUUUGUUUCCGAUUUCGUAUGGUGCUGUCCAGUCGCGCGUAGGUGGGCAAAACCACCGGCAAAUGAAAGGGGAAAUUAGCGGCGGAGAAGAGAAAUUUGUUGGAAAGAAGAGCAGCCUACAUAUAAAGGUGCCCUGCUUAAAACUCGUUGAUUUGGCUCAAGCGGCGCAACAGGCACCUCCAUCAGGUUGUUCAUUAUCUUGUUCGUCUGAGAUCUCCACAACCGGUAGUCACCUUCCUGUAGACCUCACCGGUGCAAGCACGGAAGGUUCUUCAGUGAAGGCGCUCAGGCAAACCAGCUGCAGCCUCUUGAAUGGUUCAGAAAAAUUCGGAAAACCCAAAUGCAACAGACCAUCCAAGGGAGAACAGGAAACCGGUCUCAAGCAAAACGGUGUAGCCCUAAUAGACGCUCCGUGCCUGCAUACUCAGCCAACCGCUGCAAUGUUUAACGCAUGCCAAAAAAGUAGCUCACAUCCGCAAGAAUACAAUGCAACUGCUAAUUGCACCCUCGUUCCUUUGUCGGCUAAGUCUCCUUGCCACGAUGUCCUAACUAAGACGUCGUGGAACGGAACUGCGCGAGUGUCCCAGGAGAUAAGUGAGAACGUCCCAAUUCUCGUCAAAAACAAUUAUUUUGACCAGAAUAGGGCGGAAGAUAAAAAAACUCACGAGAGUGGACCUGAGGCAGCUCAAAGGCCCCCCGCUACCCGGCUUGUCAACAAGGAGAGGCGGAGAGACAGAAGAAUAGCUGUAACGCUUCGCGAACAGGUGACAGACGAGCCGGUAUUGAUACCGCCCUGCUUGAUGGCUUCGGAAGCUGAGUCCCUGGCAAAGCAACACUGUUGGAAGAGAGCGGCGACGCUAAAGGCUCGCUGCCUUCUGCUCUGGAAGGCAAUAGUUCUCCGGAAAGCUGCUGUAGAUGCAGCGGUUACGGACACGCCCAUCAGCGUUCGUUGUGCUUGCAUCCGUUGGUUGAUGGCCCUCAAGGGGGAAGCAGAAUGCUGA
This is a messenger RNA of Eimeria mitis, 5883 nucleotides long. RefSeq lists its product as uncharacterized. The record is from RefSeq and is a predicted model, not a curated record. The coding region runs from base 1 to 5883 and encodes 1960 amino acids. Lineage: Eukaryota; Apicomplexa; Conoidasida; Eucoccidiorida; Eimeriidae. The transcript has 6 exons.